AAAUCCGGCUCAAAUCCACUUACUUGAGAUGGGUUUGACAUAAUGGCUGAAGGACAAGCCGGGCCUGGACGCCACAGACGCGAGGUGGCUUGAGACGGGACAUACCAUUUGGGGAAAGAUUGAUGGGGCUCUUGCACAACAAGCACAAGCAAUGCCGUCCGUACUCAACGCGCCGUCGCUCAGUCGCGUCCCAGCACAUCUCUUUCUCUGGCUCAUACCUCUCGUCUUCGUCUCUGCUAUGUUCUCUCAGCUGGCCCAGCGCAUAGCCCACCGCACGAUCCGCGCCACGGUCACGCGCCACGGUAGCGCAGGAUCUAUCUCCGUGACGCGCCUGCAGGUCCCGACGCAUUCGUUCAUAUCGUCCUCGUCUUCGCUCUUGGCCGCCGAGUCGUCCGAACGUAAAGCGGAACCUGUGAAACAAAGGAGAGAACCCAAGGCAGCCGCAAAGCCGUCAAAGCCGAAGAAAAGCAUGGACCGCCCACCCAAGAGAGCUAAGCCACCCAUUGUCAAACCACUGACCGAGGAAGACAUGCCGCCUAAACAGCCCUCCAAGCCUUACAUCUUAUUCUAUAUAGAAUAUUAUCGGACCGAGCCGAAGGCCCCCGCUCUUGCUGCGCAGCAACAGGUGAGCAAUGCUGCCGCAAAGGCGUGGAAGGCUAUGGACGAUGCUGGACGUCAGGUGUACCAUGAUCGCCAUGCCGAGCUGCGGGUAGAGUACAGCAAACGCCUUCAGGAGUACUUCGACAAGACCGACAGGGAGACCCUCAAAAGAGUGACGCUUGAGCUGAAGGCCAGUCAUCGUUCCGUUCCGAGGGACGUGAACCGUCCAUUGCGGCCCGGAUCCUCUUGGGUGGUGUUCCUCCAGGAGCAGACCAAGACUAUUGGUCCCGCACCCCCGGGCAUGCGCCCUGUUGAGCUCAACAGCAAGAUAUUGUCAGAGAGAUGGCGUGCGCUGACUCCGGAGGAGCGAGCCCCUUAUGACGAGCGCUUUAAGCAGCUGUCGGAAGAAUACUAUUCAAAGACCAACAGGUCGCCCCCGAUCAGAGCGGCAACCCGGAUCGCUUCCGAGUAAAGGUGACGACCGUUACUAGUUGGCUUAUCAACGGGG
Rhodofomes roseus is the source of this 1108-nucleotide messenger RNA. RefSeq lists its product as uncharacterized. The transcript is spliced from 6 exons. Lineage: Eukaryota; Fungi; Basidiomycota; Agaricomycetes; Polyporales; Fomitopsidaceae. The record is from RefSeq and is a predicted model, not a curated record. Bases 152 to 1072 code for a protein of 306 amino acids.